Messenger RNA from Pangasianodon hypophthalmus (striped catfish), 10791 nucleotides. RefSeq names its product BCL6 corepressor-like 1 (gene bcorl1). Gene Ontology annotation, biological process: negative regulation of transcription by RNA polymerase II. The record is from RefSeq and is a predicted model, not a curated record. Gene Ontology annotation, cellular component: nucleus. Gene Ontology annotation, molecular function: transcription corepressor activity; protein binding. NCBI's taxonomy places the organism in Eukaryota, Metazoa, Chordata, Actinopteri, Siluriformes, Pangasiidae.
UUUUUCAGUUUAGCGCACCGUUGCGAUCCCCUUUCCCCUUGAGCGGCUGGACUCGAGCGUUGCAUGCCGGUACCUGCAGUCCCUGCUCCUCCCUUCUCGGAGCCGGCAGCGCCAGGGUGUGGGGUUUCGAGUACUACAACUCCCAUACUAGCGGUCCUUCCAUCUCCCCCUCUCUCCCACCAGACCAGAGCCUGUGAGCUACAGCACGGCUUGUCUUGACGAAACCCCCUCCCGCCUCCUCCACCACCACCACCACCUCCUCCUCCUCCUCCACCUCCUCCUCCACCACCACGGACUUUCGGAACCGAAAAUCGUCGAGCUCAGUGAAUUGCCGCCGACGGGAUUAAAAUCGUGUGCUCUCGAUGCACCCGUAGCUCCGGUGCUGUGGCUCCAGCGGGUUGGUGUUUGUUUGUACUGUUUGACAUCGUUAUCUGGCUCGCUAAUUACCUUUGGGAAUUACUGAGUGGACAGAGACAUCGGGUCUGGGCUGUGUUUAUGUUCUAACACCGCGGAUACCGGAUUGCUCCGAUAUGGGACGAAUGAAAAACCGUAUCGGAGACAUUUCUGUGCGAUGACACACGGCUUGUCCUUAACAUUUGCAAACAGUGUAAUAGAGAUCGAUAGUUGCUCGGAGGAGACUUUGCUGCGCAGGGAUCUGAGCGGUGCAGCUUCAAUGCUAAGUAAGGAUCCGGCUCUUUGCAUCGCCCAGCACACUCGGUACUUGUGUGUGACAUGUUUCAGCAGCCUACAGAGGGUGAAUGUGCAGAGUUCGAGGAGCCAAAGUGCGAUGUUUCCUCAUGUGGCUGCUUUCAGCUCGCACUGUUGUCUGCCCUGCUCUCUGCCUCGCUCUCUGCCUCGCUCUCCGCGAUGAGGAAGGCGUUGUUGUAGUUGGACUACACACUCGUGGUCACCCAGAGAUGCGCUCAGGCUUGCUCAGUUUGCACACUAUGAGGCUUGUUAGUUUCUGAUCGGCAGCACUGCUGUCCAUCGCGAGGGACGUGGGCUUAGUUUCGUGCUCGAUCGCGGCCACACGAGUGUGUACAUCAACAACACUGCUCCUUUUCACUGCAUGCGCCAAGUCUCUCUCCGAUCCUGCCCGUUCACAAGAACUACAUCGCCCUGUGUGUGUGUGUGUGUGUGUGUGUGUGUGUGUGUGUGUGUGUGUGUGUGUGUGUGUGUGUGUGUGUGUGUGUGUGUGUGUGUGUGUGCCUCACCCUUCCAUCGCCGGCACUUUCUUUCAUUUACUGGCCUCAUUUUAAACAGAACAUUUCCACCUGAGAAUCGGCGGCGUCUUUCUGUAUUGUGUGAUCGCCUGAUUGUUCAUCAGCGAGUGCACUAGCCUGAGUUUAAGCAAAGGGGACAUUCUUAUUCUUAGAUUUUUAAAAAUCUUUUGCAGUCUGUUAUCAGGGGGGAAAUCGGCGGUGUCCAUACGACACUCGGUUUCAACCCCGCAUCCUGUAUCGCUGUAGCGUCUCCUUUGUGUGUGUGAGCUGUGGGGCUCUGCGCUGCUCUCCCUCUCUCUCACACACACACACACACACACACAUACACACACGCGCGCGCGCACACACACACCGGGAGAGAGUGUGCUCAGGAGCCGAGGUUCGAGUCCUCUGCCCUGCCUUUUCCUGACCAUCUCAAACAGCGACCCGAGCAUCAGGCUCUCGCUUCACCCCAGCCGACUGCCUCGUGUGUUUAGGCUAGAGCUUAGUUCGGCGUUUCUCCUGUGAGGGGUGUGAGCAGAAGUAACGAGCUCUGGUCACUAGAGCACCGAAACCUGCGACGAGGAGAGCUCGCGUGAGCCGCUAAACUUUCCUCAUAAACACUGUGCUGGUGUCCGUUAGCCACACUCGCCUGACCUCUGAGAGGAAGAGUGCGCUGUGCAGAUACACAGGCUGUGUGUGUGUGUGUGUGUGAGAGUGUGUGUGUGUGAGCGUGUGUGAGACCCAGAGGCUGUAUAGUUCGCGUUUUCACAGGCGUUUUUCUACAUAGCAGUAAUUUCAGUCAUCUCCAGCUGCUUCUGAUCAGGUGCACUAGUCAUGGGAAAUGAUGUUGUUGUUGUUGUUGUUGUUCGAGUUACAGUAUUUCGGGAUGAUUUUUUUAGAGAAAUUAUUUAUUGUGCUACUCAAGGACAUUAUCCACUAUUAAUACUGAUAUACUGUAAAUAGCACCUCAGAUGAACUAUACAGUUACUGAGUAAGUCACAUUUCCUCCAUUCAGCACUCAGGUUUGGAUGUCCUGCUAUAGGUGCUAUAUGUGUAUUUGUUUGUUUUUUGUUUGUUUUCAUGGAAACGCUUCAGUUGUUUAUCGGAUGAAGCCACGUUUCAGCCUGACAUCUUCUUUCUCUAAUUAUGUAGUGGCUUGUUGUAACAAUUACUGGCCUAGCUUUUUGAGGCUAUGAGACAAACAUCAUUCCUCUCACAUUUAUUGGCAAACUCCACACCCAGCUCAUGCUUUCUUAUCAAAAUAAAUCUGAUAUUCUAAUACUCAUUAUGCUUCACAAUACUUGGUAUCCUCAGGGGACUUCCCAGGAUUCUAACUAAGUAUUGUAUUAAAUUAGCUAGAAUUGGCCCCGCUGGAUUAAAUGGGACAUGAUAAUGCUGGGAUGGGACUAUACCUGUGCCUAAUGUAAAUAGUGCUUUUCACAAUUUUUUUUAAAUUCACAUUCUAUUGUUUGUGCCACUAUCAAGCUUAAUCAGGAAUAUUCACAUUAAUAGAACCCUGGAUCAAAUCUUUUAUGGGCUUGAGAAGAUUUUUCUUAAUUUAGCCACUAGAUCCUGGGAUUUUUCUUGACAUUAUUUUUAAAAAGUAUACCAAAUUUGAUGAAUCAAUCAUGUAAAAUUCAUUCAUUCAUUCAUUCAUGAUACCUUCAGAAAUAAACUGCAAUAUACCAGUAAAACAUCUGCAGCUAGCAGCUGUAUUUGCAAGACCCACUGUCAUGCAAGGCCUAAGCAGUUUUGUUUAAAGCUUGGUCUCCUUUGAUCGUGUCCAUUCUGAAGGAGUACAGUAAAAGGAUCACACUGUCAGGAAAAAAUACAGUGAAAGUUGGGUUGAUACCAGAGCAGCAUAAGAUUUCUGAAAUGAAAAAAAAAAGACAUUACCUUUUUUUUUCUUUUUAACCGAUUGUGGGUUUUUCCACCUAGUUUACCUGUUUCUAAAUCUUAACACCUUGUAGCUACUCCAUGAUUUAGAUGAUUGUACUAUAACAUCUCUGAGGAAUUGUUUAUCACUUUCACUGAGAAAAUGGUGGGUUCACUGAAUCAGGAUGCCUCUCCACUCCAUUUCCCUCUCUCUCACUGAGCAAUCCAUCCAGCCAGUGAAUACAGGCACUUCCUUCUCUUUGGGUCUAAAUAUCAGGUUAAGCAUAUAUAGCUCAUUUUAUCUGUAUUUAAGUCUUUAACCGAGCCUCACCCUCAACAUUGAAAAUCAGAUUAGGACUUGCAGUUCAGGUGACCUAUCUUGAAACUAAUACUUGCUUUUAAGUAUAUCUCAAUAUCUCAACAGACAUCAGUAGAGAUACUCACUUGAUUAUAUGAAUAUUUGGUUAUUAUUUUACAAACUGUGUUAUAUGACACCAUCUAUGGUAAAUAUAUUUAUUUCAUCUUAAGUCUCAGUUUAAAGGAAAUUGUGACAUCUUUUGUAAGGAACCUCUCUAACAGGAAGUUUCCAACUAGCUUCUUAGCCCUGAUUCUUAACAUUUCAUACUAGAGAACAAGCAAGAGCUGAGAAAAAGGUUUAUGCAACUCCUGGCCUCAGAGUUAUAGUACCCUUGCUUGUAAAGCUUGCUAUGGAAAAAGAAUUAUGCAAUGGGUUCUUAAAUGCAUAUUUAUGCAAUAAUGACUGGUUUAUGUAUUCCUGAAUUAAGUGUUUAAACAUUAAAAGUUAAACUUGAGCUGAUUCCUAAUCUAUGACAUAACUUUUUCUUUUUUUUUUGGCCAUUGUUUGGCCCCUCGUUCUCUGAAAUCAUUAAAGGUUUGGCAUUUUGCCUUUCUUAGUUGUAUUUUUUAAAUUCUCAAAUCACUGCCUUCUUUAGUUAGAAAUAUUCAUUUAAAUUUUAUAGUUUGGUAAUGAAACCUUGGUAAUGAAAAUCAUCAUCAUUUUAAAAGGUUCAACUGAGAAGGCACUGUGGAUAUAAUUUAUACUUUUACCAAUUAAGUGUUUUUCCUGGCCUCCUGGAAGACACAAUUCUUAUAGCUGUAAGAGAAUAUCUGUUCACUGCAAUUAAGAUACAAUAGAUUUCAGAGAUUUUAAUUUUUAUGUCUUAGUUUGAGAGAUUUUAUGUAGCCAAGCUAUAUUAUUUUGUAUUAUUUUGAAAAUGGUAGCAUACAUGAUUUGCAAUAUUUUUCUACUUAGUGACAUAAUACAUGAAACACUGAAUGUGAUUACAAUGUAAAAGUUUCUAACUGGAUAAAUUUUGACUUAAAUAAUUGGGCAUUACCAAAAUUCCAAAUAUCAGCAGGUUGUAAUAUUCCAACACUGAGUUUAUAUAUUUGCUUUCAUAAACCUUGUUUAGAUUAGAGUACAGACAGAUUAAAUUUUUUAAAUAGUGUGAAUUUGGAAGGUUUUAGUUAUGCAAUGUACUGUGUACCUCACUGUCUCUUAUGGGCAUGUUUUUGUUCUUUGCUAGUGCUGCAUGGACAGGUCUGAAUAUUUGAAUAACUCUAAUAAUUUAAUCAUAUAAAGUGAUUACAGACUUUGACAUUUUCCUUGUAUCUUUAGCUUUGUGCCAUAUGUAGAAGAAAUUCUUGUAAAUGCACAUCUGUUGACACUCAAAGGAAUGCUGUGUUGAAAAAAAAACCGCCUAUGCAGGUGGAUCCCUCACCAAUGAAUGUAGGGGAUGGAGGCACAGUGAGCAAAGAGAGCAGUGCCCUUACACAGCUGUCAGAGAGCAUGGUGGGGAAUCCACAGCAGACACUGCCUCCUGAACUCAGAGGAGACGUACCUCACGGACAGCAGAACAAGCUGAGGACAUCUACAGACUGCAAAAUGCCUGGCGUCUGCUCAGAUGCCAGCAAGGCUAGCAAGACCAGCAAUUCAAACCAUUGUCCCGAAGUCCCUCCUUCCCAUCUUCGCAACAAUGCUGUGUUCAGUACUGAUUCUUUUAGCACGCCGUUACCCGAUAGGACAGAAGUUCCCAAAGCCCAGGCUGAAGGUGCUGCUGCCUUCCCGACUCAACACUGGCCUUGUGGUAAAAAGGUUGGCUCAGAGGACUUGAUGAGCUUGGUUCACAAUAGUGUGACCCAAAAUAAGAAAGCUCCUCAUAGCACUGGGCCUACCCAACCUGUUAUCAGCCUUUCUCCGGGAUUUCCAUGUUCAACCCUCUUUAAACCAGGCCAACCUGUUGCUUUCCUUCCAUCUGCAAACUUUGCUUCUUCUCUUUGUAAGAUCACCUUGCCCCCAGGAUUGGGCCAGAUUGCCGCUCUGAGAGAAGCCACAGCUAGUCAGUUUCAAAAGGACUGUCCAGUGCCGUGUUCUGGCUCAAGUACGACUCCAAGGCUCAAAACCUACCCUUAUCAGUUUUCUGUGGGUCGAGGCGUUGCUGAGAAGAAACCACCGUCAUCAGCAUCUAAAGGGCGAUGUGAACAUGUUUCUAACGCAAAGGGUGGCAAAGGUGUAGGAGAGCACAAAUCAACAAUUUCCUCUGCUGUUAGCCCAGCUAUUGCUCUCCCAGCGCAACAGGCCACACAAGCUUCAGCCCCACUGACUCAUUAUACUAUCUCUCCCACUGCUGCCAUCUGCUGUAGCUCAGCGCUGGCCAACAUUACCACUCAGAGCAGGCUUCUAAGCCUUGUAGAGAAAUGUCCCCCAUACAGAGGAAGCGAAAAGACUUCUGUGGCAUAUUUGAAGCCGAAGACUGUAUCUACUGAGGAACACAAUACUCUGUGUCCUCCAGAGGCCAGAGAUGUACCUCUUGACUUAUCUUCAAAAUCCAAGCGCCAAAAAAGCAUUAAGGAUGCUCAAAACAGCCCGACUGCCACAACUGAGCAAUGCUUGUUUGAGCCUCAUCAAAAGAAUUCCCAUGCCCCCAAAAGGCCUCAGACUUCCACUUUUGGUUCUGCCUCUACUUAUGCCAUUCUACCAGACACCCAGCGAAAUGGCUCAGCCCAGAGAUCCACCUCGAAACUCAGCAAUCACAAUUUGGAACCAAGUGCGUCAUGGGGCAAAGGCUCAUCUCAAGGUUCCUUAAACAACCUCCCAGGAACAUAUGUAGGGGUAGCAAGCCCUAUACUAGCCUCUACCUUGCGCAGCAAGGAUGGGAAAAGUGCUGCAUUUGUUGAAGACGUUCAGAUAUUUGCCAAGCAAGAGACCAUUUCGAUUAUUGAUCAAGGUGAACAGUUGGCCUCCAGAGGCAAGAAGACACCUUUCGCGGUUAAAGGUGAUAGGCAAAAUAAAGGUGGUAAGCAAUCUGGUAGUACUUCUGCUAGUACUACCUCUCCUGGAAUGCAAGAGCUUUCAUCCAAGCCACUGUUUACUUCUACAAACUCGCAAUCCCCUAGGACUUCAGGUGGAAAAGCAGGGAUUCCAUAUACACCCCCAGGUAAACCAUUGUGGCACCAACCACUUUUCCAGGGGAUGUCUUUGCAGAAGCGACCGGCUCAGAGCCAAGCCCAAUCUAAGGUCAAAGGCAACCUGAGUUGUGAUGGCCCCUUGUUUCAUAAAUGUGAACUAAGCCCCACUAAUGUAAAGGAGGAAAAAUGGGAGAAAACCCAUUCCCCUCUAUCCAACCUGGAGUCGAUAGUAAAGCAGAAAGCUCUUGAGACCACUGCACUGACUGGUGAAAACUACUGUAAUCUGUCAAAUGUGGGAUCCAGGAAGCCUGAGGGUGGUCAACUUGAUCAGCAGGUCUCAGAACCCUCCAGUGCAGCAAACGUAGCCACUGGCUUUCCACCCUGCGGAACUUCAGAGCUGCAGGACUCUAAGACAGGUAGCAGUUCCCCCGUUACAGAUGCAACAGUGGACAACAGGCAGGAGGCCACAACUGUUUUUGUGCCCAAAGAGAAGUGCCAUGACAAACAGGCAAAGCAAUUAGAAAAUUUCACAGGCCAAAAGUCAGAGCCCAGCACGCCUAAGAAAAGAUGUGCAUCUAGUAUUAAAUCUGGCAAGAAGGACAGCAUGCUGGCUCCAGAUCCAGAGGAGAAAUCAAGAGAAGACCCUGCAGUACAAAGAGAACUCGCUUCUAAUUCAAAGCUGGAGAGCAUAUCCAUCCCUCAGCACCAGACUACAGCAGAGGCAGAAGGAGAAAAAAUGAAUGGUGGUAAAAAAGAUAAUGUUUCCAAAGGAAAAGUAUCUGUCACCAAACAGAAGAAACCAAGGAAGAAGGAGAAGACCUCUCCUGAAACAUUAAAAAAGACUGCAACACUGAAGAAAAAACCUCGGAUGAAGGAAAGUGCUACGGUAGUUCAAGCCCCUGUCUCUAAAAAAAAGAAGGGUACAUCAUCUACUGCAGAGAAGAGCCCGCUGAAGGAGAGCCCGCUGAAGGAGAGCCCGCUGAAGGAGAGCACAUGUCCAAUCCCUGAAAGUGGGGCUAAGAUUCACAAAGGAAAGAGUACUCCGGUUAAAACGGAGCAACCUGCCUGCAGCAAACCCGAUUUUGAAAACAACCCAGCCAGAAGUGUGCAGGUAGACACUGCCUCCCUCACCAAGACUGAUCAGCCCAGUAAGGAAUCUAACUUGCAGCAAGUGUCCUCUCCAAGGCCAAAACGAGGGCGCCGACGCACUGACGAUGCUUUGCUGCGAGACUGGAGCUUUGCUUCUCCUCCUACUCCUCCUCCUCCUCCUCCCCCAGAAUCCCCUUCUUCCACACUUUUGCCAAGUCCUGUUUUCCCACUCAGGCGACCUCGGGGCAGGCCUCGUCUCAAUCCUCUGCCUGAAGGUGGGGACACAGACAAUAUUAGACCUGCUCAGGUGGCAGAGGGAGGAGACCUGGCCUCUGCAAAAAAGAGAAAGCGAUGCAGGAACCGCAAGUACCAGAAUGGGGAGUACAUUACAGAUAAGGAAAAGGAAGCCAACAGGGAAAAUGAGGAGAAGUUUGGGGAUGGAGAGAAUGAAGAAACGGAUGUGGACCCUCCCCUUAGUGCCACUUUGCCAUGUGAAGAUCCCAAUCCUGACCUGAGCCCCAGGAAGUCCCUGAACACCCGCUCAGGGACCAUGCGACUUCACGAGAGUCCAUCCACCACAGAAUUUAACGACAAACCUCCAGGAAAGAGAAAGUUCAAAAGCAAACACUUGUGUGAUACUGAGGAACAGAAAAAGCUCAAGAUCAAACGAGGCCUUGCGGGGAAGCGCUCCUCAUCCCUCUCCACAGAUGAGGACAGCCCUAUGGCCAAAAAACCUUCCACUGCUUUCUCUGCCUCAAAGGAAUCUUCAUCUCCUGUUCCUAAGAAGAAAGGGCCUGGAAAGGGUGGGAUCUCAGAAUCCACACCAAGCCGUCCUGUACCUCCAGAGGUUCGCCGAUUGAUUGUGAACAAAAAUGCAGGGGAGACUUUGUUACAAAGAGCUGCUAGGCUGGGAUACCAGGAAGUGGUGCUGUAUUGCUUGGAGAAGGAUGUGAGAGAGGUGAACCGCCGGGACAAUGCUGGCUACACAGCACUGCAUGAGGCAUGCGCUCGUGGUUGGACGCACAUUGUGCAGGUGCUGCUGAAGCAUGGCGCCGAUGUCAAUUGUAGUGCACAAGAUGGGACACGCCCCAUUCAUGAUGCAGUUGCGGCUGAUAGCCUGGCGGCAGUGUGGAUGCUGUUAAACCAUGGUGCAGAUCCGACGCUGGCCACGUACUCUGGCCAAACAGCUGUUAAAUUGGCCCAAAGUCCCAGCAUGAAAACCUUCCUCAAAGAGUACUUCACUGACCUAGAAGGACGCCCUGAUCAGGAUCCAAGUCUGCAGUGGGAUUUUUACAGCAGCUCUGUGUUUGAGACGGAUCAGGAGGCCUGCUGGGACUUCUUGCUGUCUCAUCCUGAAGAGGAAGACAAGGAAGAAUGGAGGGAGCAGGGAAAGGAAAAGGACACGGACUGCCUUUUGUUUGAGUUCUCCUCUGAACCUUUAUUACCCUGCUACCACAUUCAAGUAUCGCUAACACAGGGUUUUUGCAACUGGUUUCUGCUGAUGGAUGUGUUGAAGCGCCUGAAGGUCUCAGCUCGCAUCUUUCGCGCAAGGUACCCUCAGUUUGAGGUGGUGAGCCUCACAAGGGCCGAGCUUUGGAGGCAGGUGAGCAUUAGCCAGACGUGCAUUGCCCCAGAUGAGCUGCGACCCAUUGACGAGGAGGAGGAUGAAGAGACAGUCGAUCUGGUGCGCUGCGUACCAGAACUACAGGGACUGCUAGGCUCAUCCAUCCAGCUGCUACAAGAAGACGACAAUGAUGACGAGAGGUCAGAGGUCAGAGGUAGCCUCUGCAACCGAUAGCGAUGUCCUGAGAUGAGUGAGUAGCUGUCCACAGGCAUUUGCGCCUCCUUAUUUACUGGUAGAUGCACUGCUACUAAAACCAGCACUUUGUAUGUACACUAUCCACCAAAAAUGGCUCAUCAAAAACAGAUGAGAUCCUCGCAGAACACACCCUUCUCCCAGAAUACCUUCCUUUACAGCAGCAGAGGGGGCCUUGUUAGAUUGACUUGCCUUGGAAUCACUCACAGGAGAAGGGAGGACUCUAGCAAACCGGACAAAGUAAAUUUCUGUUCCCAACUUGUAGGUAUUUUUCACUGUCCAGUAACUUCUCUCAAAUCUUUUUAUAUGUAUAAACCUAUAAGUAUAUGUAAAUAUAUAUGUAUAUAUUGACAUCAGGGUGAGCCCAGUUUGGUUGUAAUUUAUCAUUGAUAUGUUUUAAUGUUUGUUUAUUCCUGAGGUUAUGUGAAUAGUUUUGAAAGGGUGCCCAAGGCAUUUUUUUUGUUUGUUUGUUUUAUCUUGGUGAACUAAGAGGUUUAUGGCCAGCUUAAUGUGGCAGGAAGGACUCUGGGACAGAUGGUUCCUCUGUAAACCUGUGAGAGUCUCUCUCUCUCUGUUUCGCACUCUCUCUGUGAGGACCCCUAACCCAGAACAUAUGUCGAUCAGCCCUGCCCUCCUUUACCUCACUGUACCUCGGCUCACAAUGCCACCACAGCUCUGCUUCCAACACCUCAACUAGCUGCAUUAAUCUUGGUUGGUUUCUUUGCAGUGUAGCAGGCAAAGGAUUGUUCUUUCAUAUUUAUAAAACCCAGUUAAUUCUAAUUUUCAAGACAAGAUAUAGACUUAUUCAUGAAUGAGGAGUUUCAUUUUAUGUUUACAAAACCUAAAGAGAUUGUUGGAUAUCAAGGUAUGAAGGCCCUUGUGUAAGCAAAAUGAAAAAGCAAACCUGUGGAAUGCUUUUUUUUUCUUUUUUUUUUUUUUCUUUUUAAUUUUGAGAUUUUUCUAGGGACUUUGUUCUGGAUGUUGUCCAGCACCUUGCUCAGUUCAAGGUCAUGAGAGGAGACCUCUCUUACUUAGCUUGUUUUCCCCAGUGUACCCAGUUCCAGCGAGCAUUGUGGUGCAUGGUGUGUUUUAUUUACAUGGUUUGACUGUUUGUGUUUAAUUUAAUAGUCCUUAAUAUAUUUGACUUUUUGUGUAUCAGACAAAUGAUAUAUGAAAGUUGCUUUGUAUGGUUGGUGCUUUAUUUGAAAUGUACAAUUAAUGAUCCCUUUACCCUACGGAUAUUGUGUUCUCCUUCACUCCGAACAGUGUUUUAACAAGCAAAAGUACAGUUUUAUUGUACUGGUGCUAAGAUAGAUUUUGUGUUGACAAUCAUUGACCUUUUUUUGAACUGAAACCAAUAAAUACUAUUUAACUGAA